Rhodotorula toruloides NP11 is the source of this 597-nucleotide messenger RNA. Its product is annotated as ER membrane DUF1077 domain protein. The coding region runs from base 1 to 597 and encodes 198 amino acids. NCBI's taxonomy places the organism in Eukaryota, Fungi, Basidiomycota, Microbotryomycetes, Sporidiobolales, Sporidiobolaceae. The transcript is spliced from 5 exons. Gene Ontology annotation, cellular component: EMC complex. The record is from RefSeq and is a predicted model, not a curated record. Gene Ontology annotation, biological process: protein folding in endoplasmic reticulum.
AUGGAUCGCUGGACUCUAGACUACACUGCUACACUGACCUCGAAGACGGUCAAGGUCGCGGAUCCGCCUGGCUUUGCGCCUGCACUGGCAGUCAAGCCGUCUACGAAGAACGCUACAUCCCUCAUCAAGCCAAGUCCCGUCGACCUCGACGCGUUGCGGCAGCAGAAGGCGUGGGAGCUCGCGUUUGCGCCAGCAAAGAAUGUGCCGAUGCAGGCCUUCAUGAUGUACAUGACCGGCGGCGGCAUCCAGAUCUUCAGCAUCAUGAGCGUGUGGUUCCUCUUCAAGCAGGCGUUUGGCGGCAUGAUGGGCGUCCAGCAGGUCUUCGCACCGUUCGAUGCGGCGGUCAAAGCCAAGGCGGCGCACAGCAAAGCGGAUCCGCCGUCCUUCCUCUUUCAAAAAGUCGUCUACGUCCUCUGCCAGUUCGCCCUCGUCGCCGUCGGACUCUGGAAGUGCCGCUCGAUGGGCAUCCUACCCGACUCGGCGGCGGACUGGGCACCCUUGCUCGGAAGACCCGUUGCUCCACCCGUCCAACCGCUUGGCAUCCGCAUCGAGCCGCUGACGCCUGGCGCGGCCGGCCAACCUCAUGUAGAGCUGUAG